This is a messenger RNA of Drosophila hydei, 2328 nucleotides long. RefSeq names its product beta-galactosidase. NCBI's taxonomy places the organism in Eukaryota, Metazoa, Arthropoda, Insecta, Diptera, Drosophilidae. The record is from RefSeq and is a predicted model, not a curated record. Gene Ontology annotation, biological process: carbohydrate metabolic process. Gene Ontology annotation, cellular component: vacuole. Gene Ontology annotation, molecular function: beta-galactosidase activity. The transcript has 5 exons. The coding region runs from base 146 to 2071 and encodes 641 amino acids.
UCGGUCAGGCAGUGAAUAUAUGUAUAUACAAGAGAGCUGCAUGCAUCAGCAUUUAAAUAUAUAUAACUAUAAACUGUGUGUAUCAUAGAGAUCAAAUUGGAAAUCAAAACAUUGGCUGCUUAGCACCAGACGUUGCCUGGCAAUAAUGAAUCUGUUGUAUGGCUUGUUGACGAUUGUGGCAUUGGUGUCCAUUGCCGACCUGGGCAGCAGCUCUCGCUUGUUUACUGUGGACUACGAGAAUGAUCGAUUUCUUAAAGAUGGACGGCCAUUUCGCUUUAUUUCUGGAUCCUUUCACUACUUUCGGGCUCAUCCCGACACCUGGUCGCGACACUUGAGAACGAUGCGUGCAGCAGGACUCAAUGCAGUUACUACUUACGUGGAAUGGUCACUGCACAAUCCGCGCGAUGGCGUCUACGUUUGGACGGGCAUUGCAGAUCUGGAGCGCUUUAUACGCCUAGCUGUGGAUGAGGAUUUGUUGGUCAUACUUCGUCCCGGACCCUACAUCUGUGCCGAGCGCGACAUGGGCGGCUUUCCCUACUGGCUGCUCAACAAGUUCCCGGGCAUUCAACUACGUACAGCCGAUAUCAACUAUCUGAGUGAAGUGCGCAUAUGGUACAAUCAGCUAAUGGCACGCAUGGUUCCCUAUCUGUAUGGUAAUGGCGGACCCAUUAUCAUGGUUCAGGUGGAGAACGAGUAUGGCUCAUACUUUGCCUGCGAUGCCAAUUAUCGCAACUGGCUGCGCGAUGAGACACAAAGCCACGUCAAAGACAGUGCUGUGCUAUUCACCAACGACGGACCCGGUGUGCUGCGCUGUGGCAAAAUACAGGGUGUUCUGGCCACGAUGGACUUUGGGGCCACAUCAAACCUUAAGGACAUCUGGGCCAAGCUGCGACAGUUUGAGCCCAAAGGUCCACUAGUAAACGCCGAGUACUAUCCCGGCUGGCUGACGCACUGGACCGAGCCAAUGGCCAAUGUGAGCACUGCAGCAAUAACAGGAACUUUCAUUAACAUGCUUGAUAGUGGAGCCAGUGUCAACUUCUAUAUGUUUUAUGGUGGAACGAACUUUGGUUUUACGGCCGGCGCCAAUGACAAUGGCCCCGGCAACUACAUAGCAGACAUAACCAGCUAUGACUACGAUGCACCAAUGACAGAAGCCGGUGAUCCCACGCUCAAGUACAUGGCUUUGCGUCAAAUUAUUGGCAGGUAUUUGCCGCUGCCGGAUAUUCCAGUGCCAGCGCCGGUGCCCAAGCGGGCUUACGGAACGGUCAGGCUACUCAGCUGCUGUACGUUGCUGUCCGACGAGAGUCGAGACAAACUGAGCACGGGCGUUGUGCGGUCGCCGAAGCCAAAAACCUUUGAGGCACUGGACCAAUAUUCUGGCUUGGUAUUAUAUGAGACUUGGUUACCGGCGCAGUUUAAACGGGAUCCGAGUGUGUUGCACGUUCGUGGGCUGGCGGACCGUGGCUAUGUCUAUGUGGACAAUGAGUUUAUAGGCAUAUUGGCACGUGAGACACCUGUCUUCGAUUUGCCAUUGAGUGCCAGCAUGGGCAGAAAGUUGCAGAUCCUGGUUGAGAAUCAGGGACGCCUCAACUUCGGAAGGCAGCUGAACGACUUCAAAGGACUCACGAAGGACGUGCGCCUGGACAAGCAGAUAUUAAUCAACUGGAAUAUGACCCAGUAUCCCCUGGAAUCCUACGAAAGCUUGGAGACACUGAUUGUUCAGUCCACCGCAGCGGCGCAAGCUGGUUUUCAUGAGAUCAAGGAACUGAAAACGAUUCUACGCAAUGGACCGGCCAUCUAUUAUGGCUCGUUGACCAUCAACAGCGCCGAAGAGCUGGCGGACACAUACCUAGAUAUGUCCGGCUGGGGCAAAGGCAUUGUCUUCCUAAAUGGUGAAAAUCUGGGUCGCUACUGGCCUCUAGUUGGCCCGCAGAUAACGCUAUAUGUGCCAGCUCCAGUACUGAGAGUGGGCAGCAACCGUCUGAUCCUAGUCGAAUACCAACAGACACCGACCAACAUGGAACUGCAGUUCCGAGAUACACCCAUCCUAAACAGCAGAUGUUCAAAUUAGCUUAGACACUACUACUUCUGUAUCGUGUAUCAUGUAAAUUGUACUAAAUUAAGUUUUUUAUAAGACAUUAAAAUCUGGUAAUGUGUCCUUUAUCCUUUUGUAAGCCUGCUGCUAAAAGACUCAUUACCGAAGCAUCGCCAUCAGCAUCAGCCCCCACCAUCGCAGCACAAAAAAUAAAAAACAACCACAGGGAAGCACGCAUGUGACCUUUGUUCGUAUGCCACCUUCCCAAAUUAAUCCCAAAUGAUUGAAGUCCA